AUGCCUGUCGUUGCGGGUCCUCCUCAAGCGCAUGGUCCCUCGACCCUCGAGAAGAUGAAGAUGGGUGCUAUGAUGGGGUCGACCGUUGGUGGUAUCAUGGGCUUUAUCAUCGGAACCGUCACCAUCUUCCAGUACGGUGCUGGACCUAACGGAAUUAUGCGAACUCUGGGUAAAUACAUGGUUGGAUCUGGAGCCACUUUUGGUCUCUUCAUGUCCAUUGGCAGUGUCAUCCGUACCGAAGGACCUCACAACGAUGCCUGGCUCCGCGCUCGGGGACCCCCGAUGAUGCUCCCCCGCCAGACCCCCCUGCGACGCGACUAA
Molecule: messenger RNA, 321 nt
Organism: Aspergillus melleus
Lineage: Eukaryota; Fungi; Ascomycota; Eurotiomycetes; Eurotiales; Aspergillaceae
Gene: MGR2
Product: MGR2/ROMO1 family protein
Exons: 5
Coding region: 1-321 (106 amino acids)
Biological process (GO): protein insertion into mitochondrial inner membrane; protein import into mitochondrial matrix
Cellular component (GO): TIM23 mitochondrial import inner membrane translocase complex
Source: RefSeq, a predicted model, not a curated record